Molecule: messenger RNA, 2010 nt
Organism: Arabidopsis arenosa
Lineage: Eukaryota; Viridiplantae; Streptophyta; Magnoliopsida; Brassicales; Brassicaceae
Source: the annotation of a GenBank genome assembly
CCUUGAGCUCUGUUAGAUUCUCUCUAACUCCAUUUCUUAAUUGUCUGUUUUCUUGUUCCUCCAGAUUGAUAGAUCUGACAGUGAACAAUGUCGAAAUUAGCCAAUUAGGGGUUUUUAAUAAAAGGGUCAGCGAGAAAAAAAAAACAUGGAAGCAAGGAUGAAGAAGUAUAGCAGAGAAGUGAGUCCAGAGAGAGCAAAAGUCUGGACUGAGAAAUCACCAAAGUAUCAUCAAAAGAUUAAGAAAGUUCAAAUUGUUUAUUACCUCUCCAAGAAUCGUCAACUUGAGCAUCCUCAUUUCAUGGAAGUGUUGAUUUCUUCUCCAAAUGGUUUAUACUUAAGAGAUGUUACAGAGAGGCUUAAUGUUCUUAGAGGUAGAGGAAUGGCUUCAAUGUAUUCUUGGUCUAGUAAGAGAAGCUAUAGGAAUGGUUUUGUUUGGCAUGAUUUAUCAGAAGAUGACUUGAUUUUACCAGCUAAUGGGAAUGAGUAUGUUCUUAAAGGGUCUGAGCUAUUUGAUGAAUCCAACUCAGAUCACUUUAGUCCAAUUGUGAACUUAGCGAGUCAAAACAUGAAGCAGAUAGUUGUGGAGCCACCAUCAUCUAGAAGUAUGGAUGAUUCGUCUUCGUCUUCGAGUAUGAAUAAUGGGAAGGGGACUACUAAGCAUUCUCAAGAAGAUGAUGAGCUUUCUCCUCCAGCUCUUCGCUCUGUUUCCUCUUCUGGUGUAUCGCCUGAUUCAAGAGACGCGAAGAACUCGUCUUCUUGGUGUUUGGCUGAGUACAAAGUGUAUAAGAGCGAGGGGCUUGCGGAUGCUUCUACGCAAACCGAUGAAACUGUGAGUGGUUGUUCUAAAAAACCUAUAGAGACUUUUAGUAGAGGUGUUUCAACUGAUGAAGAUGGGUCAUCAGAACCUGAAACCAGCGAAAACAAUAUCGUGAGUGAGGCUUCGUGUGCGGGGAAGGAGAGGGAGAGUGCAGAAAUAUCAAGAAACUCUGUCUCGCCGCCUUUUUCCAAUAGUGCAUCUUCGCUAGGCGCAAAGACUGAUACAUUGGAGUCUCUAAUAAGAGCUGAUGUUAGUAAAAUGAAUAGUUUUAGGAUUCUUGAACAAGAAGAUGUUCGAAUGCCCGCUAAUCCGAGGCUUAGGGCCUCGAAUAUGCUGAUGCAGUUGAUAUCAUGUGGUUCAAUAUCAGUCAAGGAUAACAAUUUCGGCCUUGUACCAACUUACAAGCCGAAAUUUGGCAACUCGAAGUUUCCGUCUCCUUUUUUCUCCUCGUCCUUUAUGAUGGGAGAUCUUGACCGUUUAUCGGAAACUCCGAGUCUAAUGGGUAUGAGAAUAGAGGAGAAAGAGUAUUUUAGUGGGAGCUUAGUCGAGACGAAGCUACAAAAGAAGGAUGCAGCAGAAGCUAAUGCUUCACUUAAGCGUUCUUCAUCCUACAAUGGUGACAGGGCAUCCAACCAAUUGGGUGUAGCUGAGAAUGGAGACUCAAAACCGGGUAGUUCGAAAUACAAUCCAGGCUCGAGAAAGGCGUCUUCUAUAUUAGGCAAGCAACAACCACAUAGCGAGUCCAUGAGAUCUCCUGUCUCAGAAAAGAGAAGAGACUCAUCAGAAGAUACUACCAAGAACAUUUCAUGUCCCACUAAGAGAAUAACCGAAUCUUCGAGGAAGCCCGAUUCAUUCAGAGAAGACGAUGAGAAAGUUAUUAAGAUCGACGAAAGGCUUGCUUCAGGAGCACGGGUUAGAAUCGAAUCGAAAGUGCCUUCAGAGGAGCCUUAACCAAGAGUAUGAAGCGAACAUUUUGAAAUCUAAAAGACCCUUUUUCUGGUUUGUUUUGUGGCGGCAACUUUCUCCAUUUUGAUUGUAAAUCUGGAAAGGUGGUAUGAGAAAAAGAGAAAGGGCAAAAAAGUUUCAUAAAAAGCCUAAAAAGAUUCUGAGAGCACUAAAUGUUGGUAUUGGGCAGAGAAAAGUUGUAAGUAAAUUGAUAGAAAAAAGUUUGGUAACAAAAGGUAUUAAUGUUU